Molecule: messenger RNA, 1530 nt
Organism: Micromonas commoda
Lineage: Eukaryota; Viridiplantae; Chlorophyta; Mamiellophyceae; Mamiellales; Mamiellaceae
Exons: 1
Coding region: 1-1530 (509 amino acids)
Source: RefSeq, a predicted model, not a curated record
AUGGAGAGGGACGGAGGCGCCGGCGGGGUCGACCGCAAGGUCUUCUCCGGCGGCGAUGCGAGCAUAUUCUCCUCCGCCGACGGCCUGCAGAGGCUCGCCAAGACGCGCUCAGGCUCGAGACAGUCGUCCAGGGCCGGGAGCGAAAAGUCCGGGCGCGGCAGCCGCGGCGAUCCCCCGAGGCCGGACCACUCCGCGCAGGUGAACUUCUACGGCGCGCAGGCGAGAAUCUCGGGCGGCGGCGCACACUCCGUAUCGGAGGGCAGCGGAUCCCACCGCGGCGGCGACCGGCGAUCGCAGGGCGCGGGGUCCAAUCGCGCUCCGUCGACGGGCCGGGGAGAAUCCACCGGGCGGCACGGCCAGGGCGCGUGGGUCCGCGUCGAAGACGUCGCCGACCACGCCGCUCCGACCGACCCACGCCGCGCGCGCGUGCCCAGCCGCGCGGCGUCGGACCGAUCGGACGACAGGGGCACGCAGACGGACGGACCGGCCGGGGCGGACGACCCGACGCGUGCGCCGGCGAACCCCAACCCCAACGCGCAGCUCAGGCUCCAGGCGGCGCUGCAGACGGAGCUGAGGGAGUGCCAGGAGGAACUCGCGCGGGUGCAGAUGGAGGCGGCGGCGCUGCGAAACGAUAAGGCUCGGCUCGUGCAGGAGCUCGAGCGGGAGCGAGAACGGACCGCCGGGGAACGCGAGCAACGGGAGCAACGGGGCGGGGGCGAUCGAAAAGAUUCGGGCGAUCGGAUGCGUCGAGCCGAGUCGGGCGGCGGGCUCUCCGGAGCGGGCCGCGAGAGCUCCGGCGGCGCGCCCACCAUCACGGAGGAGGAGAUGGACGACACCGUCAACUCGCUGCUGGAGAUGAUCGCGACGGAGAGGGAGGCCAAAUCCGCGCUGGAGCACCACCUGCGAACGGCCACCGCCGCGCUCGAGGAGGAGCGACGGAGGAGGGUAAGCGCCGAGGACGACCUCGCCGAGACGAGGGAAGCCGCCGACGACGACGCGGACGCGGCGGAGCGGAAGCUUCGGGAGGCGACGGAUAUCAUAGGGGAGCUGAGGCAGGCGCUGUUGGACGUGAUGAGGGUGAAGGACGGGUCGGUGAACGGAUCGGACGGGGGAAGGCGAUUGUCCUCGUCGCAGCAGCCCAAGUCGCCGGAGACCUCGCGACCGCAGCAGGGACGCGACCCGAACAAAUCGAGGUGGCUCGAAGGAGGAGGAGGAGGAGGAGGAGGAGGAGGAGGAGGAGGAGGAGGAGGAGGAGGAGGAGGAGGCGCGGGGGUAUCGGAUCCAAACGUCGCGUCCCGAACCGGCGGCGAUGCCGGGGUGGAUCUGUACGCGGAUAUCGGCGGGAGGGCGACGGCGAUCCUCAGGGCGAUCGCGGCGAAGGUGGCGGCACACCCGGCGUUCGAGCUCGCGUGGCCGCUGAUGUGCAUCGUGUUGCUGCUCAGGUUUCAGCUGGGCCCGGACGUGUUCACGUGGCGCAGCUUGACGUGGUCCGCCCGCGAGCCGCCGACUGUCGCCGCGCCAGACCUCUGA